Messenger RNA from Lactuca virosa, 852 nucleotides. Lineage: Eukaryota; Viridiplantae; Streptophyta; Magnoliopsida; Asterales; Asteraceae. The record is from the annotation of a GenBank genome assembly.
AUGUUGAGGAUUAUUAUUGUUCCGGCUUUGAUCUGCCUUCUGGUGGUGGUUUCCGAAGGACAAGCACCUGCCACGUCACCAUCAACUACACCCGCCAUAGUGCCGCCACCUUCCACCACCCCACUUCCACCACCAGUCACUCCAGUUUCUAGCCCAUCUAUACCACCACCACAACCACCGUCUCCUCCUCCUCCUGCUCCUCCCGUCUCAGCUCCGUCUACUCCACCACCGCCAUUGCCAGCCUCGACACCACCGCCAUUGCCAGCCCCUACACCACCGCCGGUUGCUUCACCGCCUACUGUUCCUCCACCAGCACCGAUUCCUCCACCACCAGCACCGGCACCGACUCCUCCACCACCACCAACACCGGCACCGACUCCUCCACCACCAGCACCGGCUCCGGCUCCACCACCGCCAACACCAGCACCGGCACCGGUUGCUCUUCCGCCAGCACCAACGCCGGAGAUGAGUCCCUCACCGGCACCCGCUCCUACAAAACACAAGCACAGAAGGCAUAGACACAAGAAACAUCAUGCACCAGCACCAGCACCAGUUGCCAAGAGCCCACCAGCACCGGUAACCACCACAGAUUCUGAUGAUACAGCACCAGCACCAUCACCAACACUCGAUCUGAGCAAUGGAAGAACCCUGUUUCAAAAUGGAGGCGUUGGAUUCAUUAUCGCUGUUCUACUGGUUUUCAUGAGUUAAUUUGAUCGACAUUUUUGAUGUUUCUACCGAUAUUGAUUAUUACCCUACUACUACUAUAUAAAUACAUUUUCCACUUGUAUUUACUAUAAUUCUUUUUAAAUGUACGCAUAAUAUUCAAAUUCAAUCAAGUCAAACUAUCUGGGA